UCGCCGGCAGCGCGGCCUCGCAGCGGCUCUAUGGGCGUCGUGAGCAGCGGCGUCGACCCGGCCAACUACUGCACCGUCCACCAGACGUCCGACGGCACCAAGGUGCGGUGGGACAUGAAGCGGCCGAAGCUGAUCGUGCCGCGGCGGGAGAUCAACCUGUCGUCGCAGCCCCGGCGCUCGGCGCUGAAGCCGUCGACGGCGGCGGCGGCCGACCCGCUCACCCCCGUGGAGGAGGCGCCACCGGGGGAGGGCGAGUCGUCGCCGGCCGCGCGGCCCUCCCGCUUCAUGGUGAAGAAGGUGCCGGAGGGCGCCGGCAGCGCCGAGAUGUUGCCGAUGGUGCCGCUCAAUGGGGACGCGAUGACGAACGGAGGGGCGCAGAAUGGUAUCACCAACGGUGUGUCCCUGGACGGCGACAGCGGCGCCUCCAGCGACGAGCCGACAACCAACAGCCUGGCCGUUUCGCCACCAGGGAGCAGCACUGAGCGUCGCCGCUCCUCAACGCCGCGCAAGGGCAGCACCACCUCUGACGUUUACGACUCGCUGGUGUCCAACAGCUCGCGGGCCGGCCGCCUGCGGGACGGCAUCGCCAAGAUGAUGCCGAAGCGUUCCGGCAACCUGGACCUGGAGGAGAGGAAACAGAGUGCCGACCAACGCCUGAACCGCCAGUUCAGUCUCUCCGACAUGCACCAGGGCGAGGGUGACGGACUGGCCAACAUGAGCCAGAUGAUCCAGCGGACGUUGGACAGAACCACACAGAUGCUCAGCGGCAUUAAAGGCCCGAGUGUACCGACGGAUACGGAGGUGCGGCUGCGACGGGCGUGGCGACGGCGCCAGCUGAACCGCGAGGUGGAGCUCCGUGACGUCAUCGAGGUGGACACGUUCCCGCUGGCGGUGAACGUGGACACGCCGCUGGUGCAGGUGCACAAAAUGUUCGCCAUGUUGUGCGCCAACAAGAUGUACGUGAUGGACCGCCGCCGCCUGGUGGGCUGCCUGCCCCUGCAGAGGCUGUCCGAGUUCAUCACGCGCGGGCACAUGGACGACCUGGCCCCGACCUCGGUCUACGACACGGUCACAUCGGCCGGCCAGCUGACGCCGCGCCAGGAGCGGCGCGGCUCGCAGGACACGCUCGAUGAGAUCGACGACAGUGUGUACGACACAAUCACCGAGCCGCCCGUUGCCGACCCGCCGCCGGCAGCGACAUCUCCUGUCUAGGCGACGAACUGCGCAACGUGACGUCACAGGGUGGUGGACGCGAUGGCGUCGGGUGGGGUUUUCUGGUUGUGAAUGACAAGCGAGGAGACCAUGCUUUUUAGCGAUGUUUUACGUUUUUAUACAAACACAUUUUUAAGUAAUAAAGACUGCAAGCUUG
Messenger RNA from Pollicipes pollicipes, 1369 nucleotides. RefSeq lists its product as uncharacterized. Bases 31 to 1212 code for a protein of 393 amino acids. Gene Ontology annotation, molecular function: voltage-gated chloride channel activity. The transcript has 6 exons. The record is from RefSeq and is a predicted model, not a curated record. Gene Ontology annotation, biological process: chloride transport. NCBI's taxonomy places the organism in Eukaryota, Metazoa, Arthropoda, Thecostraca, Pollicipedomorpha, Pollicipedidae.